Messenger RNA from Vanrija pseudolonga, 1237 nucleotides. RefSeq names its product Mesaconyl-C(4)-CoA hydratase (gene meh). Gene Ontology annotation, cellular component: mitochondrion. The coding region runs from base 55 to 1029 and encodes 324 amino acids. Gene Ontology annotation, biological process: oxaloacetate metabolic process. The record is from RefSeq and is a predicted model, not a curated record. Lineage: Eukaryota; Fungi; Basidiomycota; Tremellomycetes; Trichosporonales; Trichosporonaceae. Gene Ontology annotation, molecular function: (3R)-hydroxyacyl-[acyl-carrier-protein] dehydratase activity; magnesium ion binding. The transcript is spliced from 3 exons.
UAGCAACAGUUCUCAUGGCCAUUGUGUUUCAUCUCUCAUCACCAUCACACAGCCAUGCUCCGCCUCGCACCCCGACUUGCCAGUACGCGCCUCGCCGUGCCGCCCCGCGCCGCCCGCCCGCUGUUCACGGGCACAGGCAUCAAGUCGUGGAUCGAGGACCUGACGACGCAGCCUGCCGAGCUGUCGACCGACACGAUCGACAACCUGCGCGCGACGCGCCUCGUGCAGACGCUGCCGACGCGCGAGAACCUCAUCGGGGGCACGAACGUCGAGGAGGGCGGGCCGCUGCCCAAGGCCCACCAUCUGGUGUACUUCAACCCGGACGCGUGGCUGGGGCAGCUCGGUGCGGAUGGAACCAACACGGAAUACAACGCACCCAACCCGUACACCCGCCGCAUGUGGGCCGGCGGCCGCUUCCUCUGGAACCCGAAGAAGCACCUGCGUAUCGGCACCCAAGUGACCCAGUCGGUGCGCGUCGACUCGGCCGUCGAGAAGAACAACAUGGUGUUUGUCGAGCAGGCGCGCGAGUUCUACGCCGACAAGGGCGACGUCGAGGCGCGCGACUGGGCCGUGAGGGAGGAGCGCACGCAUGUGUUCUUGCCUGAGCUCAGUGGGGCGAAGGGCGGGGAGAAGAAGAAGCCGAGUGCCGCCGACCUCCCGAAACCCGUCUACGAACACGCCUUUGUCCCCGACUCGCCCCUGCUGUUCCGGUACUCUGCGCUGACGUGGAACGCGCACAAGAUCCACUACGACCUGGACUGGACGCGCGAGGUGGAGGGGCACCCGGACCUGGUGUUCCACGGGCCGUUGACGGCGACGCUGCUCGUCGAGCUGGCGCAGCGCGCCGCUGACGACGUCGCGGCCGAGUUUGUCAAGUUUGAGUACCGCGCCACACACCCCAUGUACGUCAAGCGCGAGAUCAAGCUCCGCGCCGCGUGGAUUGGGCCGCGCGGGACAAAGCUCCAGGUCUGGGCAGAGCAGGACGGCGUGCUUUGCAUGAAGGGCACGGCUGAGUUCGUACCGGUGUAGCGCAGCGCAGCGUAGCCAAAAUGCAUAAGAGUGAAUGGUCGUACAUGUCGCCGAGCACGGCCGAGUAGCAGUAGUGGUAGCACGCCGAGCAGAGAGAUGUGCCCAACGCCGAUGAAACGUCAGCACCAGCGCGAGUGUUUCAACACCCAGCCACCACCCAACCGGCUUUCGGCGCAAGCCACCAGCCGGACAACCGGCCAUCAAUGAC